GUUUCUAUCACGGCUCAAAAUAAACUGGGCCGGCCACUUCUCUCUCAACCCUAAUUAAGCCGCUCGCGGCAUCACCGAGAAGCAAUUAGCACGGUCGUGGUGGGAGAGGGGAAGCGGAGAGGAGGGGGAAGCAAAAGCAACAGCAGCAGCAGCCAUGAAAUUCCAGAUCGAGGAUGUGACGGUGUACUUCCCCUACGAGCACAUCUACCCGGAGCAGUACGAGUACAUGGUGGAGCUGAAGCGAGCUCUCGACGCCCGUGGUCACUGCCUCCUCGAGAUGCCCACCGGCACCGGCAAGACCGUCGCCCUCCUCUCCCUCAUCGCCAGCUAUUCCCUCUCCCGCCCCGGCGACCGCCCGCUGAAGCUCCUCUACUGCACCCGCACCGUCCACGAGAUGGAGAAGACCCUUGCCGAGCUUCGCCUCCUCCUCUCCCACGUUCCCCCGGACCUCCGCCGCUCCCUCCUCGCCCUAGGCCUCUCCUCCCGCAAGAACCUAUGCAUCAACCCCACCAUCGUCUCCGCUGCCUCCCGAGACUCCGUCGACUCCGCCUGCCGCCGCCUCACCGCCAGCUGGGUCCGCGCCGCAGCCGCAGAGGACCCCGCCGUCCCCACCUGCUCCUUCUUCGAGGGCUUCGACCGCGCCGCCUCUUCAUCCAAUGCCUCCGUCAUGCUCCCCCCCGGUGUGUACACGCUCCAGGAUCUCCGCGCCUUCGGCAGGGACAAUGGCUGGUGCCCCUACUACCUCGCCCGGCAGACCAUACGGUAUGCCAAUAUCGUGGUCUACAGCUACCAGUAUUUGCUCGACCCUAAGGUCGCCAGCAUCAUCUCCAAAGAGAUGCAGAGGGAAUGCGUAGUCGUGUUCGAUGAGGCCCAUAACAUUGACAACGUGUGUAUCGAGGCCCUCAGCGUUAGCAUUCGGCGGCAGACACUGGAAGGCGCCACCAGGAAUCUCAACCGCAUGGUCCAGGAGAUCGAUAGGUUCAAGGCGACAGAUGCUACCAGACUGCGUACAGAAUACAACCGUCUUGUAGAAGGUUUGGCACAAAGAGGAAGUUUACCCAUAACUGAUGCCUGGCUUGCGAAUCCUGCCUUGCCUGAUGAUAUUUUGAAGGAGGCUGUGCCUGGAAAUAUCAGGAGAGCAGAACAUUUCCUCUCUGUUUUAAGAAGACUAGUACAAUACCUGAAAGGGCGUUUACAAACUGAAAAUGUUGAGACAGAAGGGCCUGUAGCCUUUGUUGCUUCUGUCAAUUCCCAGGCUGGAAUUGAUCAAAAAAUGCUUAGAUUCUGCUAUGAUCGCUUGCACUCUCUCAUGCUUACGCUUGAAAUAACUGACACGGAUGAGUUCUUGCACAUCCAGACAAUUUGUGACUUUGCAACAUUAAUUGGAACAUAUACACGAGGCUUUUCAAUAAUCAUCGAACCGUUUGAUGAGCGAAUGCCUCAUAUUCCUGAUCCUGUGCUGCAGCUCAGCUGUCAUGAUGCUUCACUUGCUAUAAAGCCUGUCUUUGAACGCUUCCAGUCAGUUGUAAUUACUUCUGGGACUCUAAGCCCAAUUGAUCUCUACCCUCGUCUUCUGAAUUUCAACCCAGUCAUAAGUCGAAGUUUUACAAUGUCUUUGACAAGAGAUUGCAUAUGUCCGAUGGUUCUAACUCGUGGAAGUGAUCAGCUACCUGUAAGCACAAAGUUUGACAUGCGUAGUGAUCCUGGUGUUGUGAGGAAUUAUGGACGGCUACUGCUGGAAAUGGUUGCUGCUGUUCCAGAUGGUAUUGUCUGUUUCUUUGUCAGUUACUCCUAUAUGGAUGGCAUUGUCAACAGUUGGAACGAAAUGGGAAUAUUGCAGGAUGUGAUGCAACAUAAACUAGUUUUCAUUGAAACUCAAGAUGUAGUAGAGACUACAUUAGCUCUCGAUAACUAUCGAAGGGCUUGUGACUGUGGAAGAGGGGCUGUCUUUUUUUCUGUUGCUAGGGGCAAGGUGGCGGAAGGUAUAGACUUUGAUCGUCAUUAUGGCAGACUUGUUAUCAUGUUUGGGGUUCCUUUCCAGUACACACUUAGCAGGAUUUUGCUAGCUAGGUUAGAGUAUUUGCGGGAGACCUUUCAGAUAAAAGAGGGUGAUUUUCUCACUUUCGACGCAUUGAGGCAAGCUGCACAAUGUGUUGGCCGUGUAAUUCGUUCUAAAGCAGAUUAUGGGAUGAUGAUAUUUGCUGACAAAAGAUAUAGUCGUCAUGACAAACGCUCUAAGUUACCUGGAUGGAUACUGUCACAUCUACGUGAUGCACACCUCAACCUAAGCACAGACAUGGCUUUGCAUAUAGCACGAGAGUUCCUUCGGAGGAUGGCCCAGCCCUAUGAUAAGGCAGGCAGUGGUGGCAAGAAGACUCUCCUUACACAAGAAGAUAUAGAGAGAAUGUCAGGUGAUGCCAUGGAGUUGUUCUGAGAGUGUAAGGUCAUGCCAUCAUCCAUGGACACUUGGGUUCAGCUCUUUAAAAGGCCAGCGAAUUUUGUGUGAAUUCCUGUGCAUACUCUGCAAAUCUAGCAGUGCUUGGAGAUCCUUUUGCCGGAAGAGGAGCUGCUGCUGCUGCCAAGCUCGAGGCAAGAGGAGCAACUGAGGCCACGUCCAUUUUGGGUGAACAAAGAACACAUACCUUGUCAUGAUCUUCAUGUUUAUCGGCCAUAUGGACAUGAAUUCUGAGAAUUGAACUCACAUUCAUAUCGUCACAGAAAUUUGGUAUACUAAUUGGUUUUGGUA
This is a messenger RNA of Musa acuminata AAA Group (dessert banana), 2746 nucleotides long. Its product is annotated as general transcription and DNA repair factor IIH helicase subunit XPD. Gene Ontology annotation, molecular function: ATP binding; damaged DNA binding; hydrolase activity, acting on acid anhydrides, in phosphorus-containing anhydrides. Gene Ontology annotation, biological process: nucleotide-excision repair; transcription by RNA polymerase II; positive regulation of mitotic recombination. NCBI's taxonomy places the organism in Eukaryota, Viridiplantae, Streptophyta, Magnoliopsida, Zingiberales, Musaceae. The transcript has 12 exons. The record is from RefSeq and is a predicted model, not a curated record. The coding region runs from base 155 to 2434 and encodes 759 amino acids. Gene Ontology annotation, cellular component: nucleus.